Molecule: messenger RNA, 739 nt
Organism: Dimorphilus gyrociliatus
Lineage: Eukaryota; Metazoa; Annelida; Polychaeta; Dinophilidae
Source: the annotation of a GenBank genome assembly
AAUGACAGAAAAGGAAGAAAUGAAAAAGUGCUUCUUCUGUCAGGAAAAGGAAGCAAAAUACACAUGUCCAAAAUGUAAUUACCCUUAUUGUUCUUUGGUUUGUUAUAAAGGUGAAAAGCACUUGAAUUGUUCAGAAAAUUUUUAUAAGGAAUGUUUCGUCGAAGGUCUAAAGGAUAUGAAUAAUGAUGACGGCAACAAGAGGAAAAUGAUAGAAAUUCUUAAUAAAAUGAGAAAAGACGAGGAUCCAGAUCUUAAUAUUGAAUCGCUUGAGGAUCGAAUUGAAGGAUUAGAUUUAGAUAAUGAUACUGAAGAGCUCUGGUCAAAGCUAACUGACGAGGAGAAAUCAGAAUUCGAAAGACUUUGUAAGAAGGGUAAUGCCUUUGUGGAACCUUGGAAUCCUUGGUGGUAUGAAUCUGUCAACUUAAGGCCUAAUUUAACGGAAGAAAUACUUCCCCUACAGACUUUACUAAAAAAAGAACCAUCUAAGACCCUGGCGUAUUCUAUACUAAAUACUCUUCUCUGUUACUGCUAUAUAUGUCGUAGAUUUAACGGCGAUUACAUCGAUUUAUCAUCAGAAGCCGCUCAGGAAGUUCAAGGAAUAUGCGGACCUCUUGCCUGUAAUGAAACAUUCAUAGAUAUAGCGUCAAGUUUAAGCUCUUUUUCGAAAGCCCUCAAAGUUGACGAAGGAAAAAAGAAAACAAACAAUCUCCAAACAGAGAAAAAGAGAAAAGAGAUAUAA